Molecule: messenger RNA, 3222 nt
Organism: Nothoprocta perdicaria
Lineage: Eukaryota; Metazoa; Chordata; Aves; Tinamiformes; Tinamidae
Gene: DENND1B
Product: DENN domain containing 1B
Exons: 23
Coding region: 1-2481 (826 amino acids)
Biological process (GO): endocytic recycling; endocytosis
Cellular component (GO): intracellular membrane-bounded organelle; cytosol; nuclear speck
Molecular function (GO): guanyl-nucleotide exchange factor activity; phosphatidylinositol phosphate binding
Source: RefSeq, a predicted model, not a curated record
AUGCCURCAGGGCCAACAGCUAUGGGAUGUUUCCAACCAACUGCUUUACAGUGCCAUGUGGGGGAAGACCACAAGGUGGGAAGGUCUGAUCUUCACCACCUGAGCUGGGCUCUCAUCGCCCCUCUCAGCAGGGAAAAUCCAGAACGGACCUUYGAUUUGGUACUGAAGGUAAAAUGCCAAACGUCUGAAAAUGAAGAUCCAGUGGUACUGUGGAAGUUCCCGGAGGACUUUGGAGACCAGGAAGUGUUGAACAGCGUUCCSAAGUUCUGCUUUCCUUUUGACAUUGAAAGGGUGUCCCAGAACCAAGUAGGACAGCAUUUCACCUUCGUGCUGACGGACAUUGAAAGCAAGCAAAGGUUUGGGUUUUGCCGCCUGACGUCCGGAGGGAAGGUCUGCCUCUGUAUCCUGAGUUACUUACCGUGGUUUGAGGUAUACUACAAGCUGUUAAAUACCCUGGCAGAUUAUUUGGCUAAAGAACAGGAAAAUGACUCGAAUGAUUUGCUAAAAUCAUUGUAUAGCCAUCCUGUGCCAAAGGCAAACGCUCUUGUCAGUUUAAGUGUGAACCAAGAGAUGAUUUUUGCAAGUGAGCGAGUUUUGAAAAAUCAGCCUUUUCUUGUCUCGCACUCAUACUUCAUUACUCCUGAUAUAACUGGAUUGCCAACAAUCCCUGAAAGUAGAAACCUCACUGAAUAUUUUGUGGCUGUGGAUGUGAACAACAUGCUGCAACUUUAUGCCAGUAUGUUGCAUGAGAGACGAAUCAUUAUUACCUCUAGCAAACUAAGCACUUUAACUGCUUGYGUUCAUGCGUCAGCUGCGUUGCUAUAUCCCAUGUAUUGGCAGCACAUUUACAUCCCAGUGCUUCCUGCCCAUCUUCUGGACUACUGCUGUGCACCAAUGCCGUAUCUAAUUGGCGUCCACUUAAGCCUAAUAGAGAGAGUAAAAAACAGAUCCCUGGAAGACGUGGUUUUGCUAAAUGUUGACACAAACAUUCUAGAAACCCCUUUUAAUGACCUGAACAACCUACCUAGUGAAGUGGUCUCGGCCUUGAAAAAUAAACUGAAAAAGCAGUCUACAGCUACGGGCGAUGGAGUCGCAAAGGCCUUUCUUCGGGCACAGGCAGCACUGUUCGGAUCCUACAGAGAUGCACUAAGAUACAAACCAGGAGAACCUAUCACUUUUUGYGAGAACAGUUUUGUAAAGCAUCGUUCCAGUACUACUAAACAGUUCCUGGAAGCGGCUGUUAAUCUUCAACUAUUUAAACAGUUUAUUGAUGGUCGACUAUCAAAAUUAAAUGCAGGAAGGGGAUUCUCAGAUGCUUUUGAAGAAGAAAUCACAGCAGGAGGCUUUUGUGGAGGAAAUUCAAGAUCUUAUCAGCAGUGGAUGCAUACAGUAAAGAAAGGUGGUGCACUGAUCAAUACAGCGAUGACCAAAGCUACUCCGGCUGUGAAAACAGCAUAUAAAUUUGCAAAAAAUCAUGCAAAGCAAGGAWUAAAAGAAGUGAAGAGUAAGUUGAAACACAGGGAGAGUGAGGAAGAGUGUGGAAGUUGCAGCUCCGGUGCCGUUCGGAGUGCUCCUGUCUACACAUUGCAUAACGAGAAAAGAGGAAACUCGGAAAAGCGGAGACUUGCGCAGACACGUUUUAACCAGCAUCUCAGUAACCAUGAUUUUGCAUUGGAUGAAGAUGAUGAUGGAAUGGACAGAACAAGCAAGUUAUCAUCAGAAGACAGUGAGGAAGCUUCUGCUUAUCUCUAUGACAGCGAUGAUUCUGGAGAAACUGGAGUACCUCCUCAGAACCAAGGAGAAAUGGACUUGCUUGGRGAAAUUUUGGACACCCUGAGCACACAUAGUUCAGAUCAAGGAAAGCUCUCAGGAGCAAAGAGCCUGGAUUUUUUCAGAUCAAUGGAUGAUAUUGAUUACAAGACCACGAACAAGUCUAAUGCACCCAGUGAGAGCAACCUCACCUUSCUCUGCAGCGGUAAUGACCAAGCAGACUGGCAUCUCGGUCAGGAUGACAGUGUCCUCCAUGGGAAACAGCUCCCUCCAUCACCAAGGAAGCAGGUUUCUUCUAGUGGCCAUAGAGAAUCUCUCUCCAAGCUGGAAGAAGAAAGUAGUGACCAAACCUUUAUUACUGACAGGAUGAAAGUCCCUCGUGGUUGUGUAACGACCCCAUCUCCAGUAGGAUCAAGUGCCCGGUUUGCUUCUCAAGGAGACUGUCGAGCAGGGUACUCGUCCUGUAAGUAUGCAAAGCAGAAUGCAACACUAAGCAAUACCUCAGAAGCCCAGCUCCCAGCAAGUCUUGCUCAACAUCCAUCCAUUCUGGUCCCGUGGGAAAAAGAUGGGAAAGGAGGAAAUGAAACCUCAGAAGAGGGUGGGCUUCUUCAAGAAGUGGUAUCAUUAUGUAAACUGACUUCUGCUUUUCAUUAUGGUUUAAAUAUUUCAAAAGAUAAUUUAUCCAGCAGUAGCAGUGGAAAUAAAACGUAAGAAAACUAUGACAAGAGAAACUUAAGUCCCAUCUGAAGUUAAAGGGGGACUACUCAGGACUCCAUAUAACUCCAUAAACAUGAUAACCAAAAGAAGAAAAAGGAAUGAGAUCUUCAGUUAUAAGAAUAAUUCUCUUCAGUUGAGUAUGUAUUUUCUGCCACUGAGACAUCAGCUUCUCUGUUUACCCACUUCAUUUGUUAGCUGUAGUUGAGUCCACCAGAUGGAACUAAGUGUAUGAAUGCACUCUUAAAUCAGGUACUAGUUAGUCUGUGUAGUAAGAAAUACAGCGGUGUAUGGUGCUUACUAGCAUUUACUUCCUCUGAGCAGCAGGAAAGGUAUCACCUGAAAGAUAACCAGGUCUUGAAGGUACUGUGUUCAUCCUAUUGAGCAUGAAAUGAACCGAACUAUUUAGUUUUCUCUGUAUUGUACAAAUGUUAAUAUUUGUAAUGAGUAAUUGCCUUAAUCUUUUGAGAAAAGGUUUAAGUAUCUUAGAAGAUGAAUGCAAAUGUGCAAAACAGCAAUAAUGAUUUUCCAUAGCAAGAACUUGCUUCAGCAAAGGGAAAAAAAAAGGAARCUUUUUUAGAUUAAAAAUUCUCUUGUGAAUAUACCUUGGAAUUUACUGCAAACUAAAACUGUGGCCCUGUCUUCCAGACUUCGGAAAGGUAGUGCAUGCUUUUCUCUUCUGUAAAGUACAUGAAGUGCUGAAUUAUAAUGUGAAGUUUAUUAACUUCUGUUUACAAC